UCGCAACUGUUUCUGCUCAGGACUGGGAGCUCAAAGUCAAGCUGGAUCUUCGUCUGCCUUUGCCUUUGCCUUUUUCCCCUAUCAUCACUCUCUCUCUCUCUCUCUCUGGUUUUUCUAGUUUGGCUCUGCAAUCUCGUUUCGAGGCUCGCGAUCGCCGGUGGCCGGCGUCGUUCCACCAUUAGAUUCCGUCAGGUUGAUUUCGAGUUGAUCGGCCCCGGAUCUUUUGUGCUCUUCUCGGAAGGGUUGCGCCUUGAUUGUCGGCUUCUUUCGCCUUUCGAGGUCGAAGGCGUGAGCUUCUAUGUGCAGAUUUGGUGUUGAGAACGAGAGUGUGCAAAUAUGCUGGGGAAUGAGAGGAAAACAAUUGAUUUAGAACAAGGAUGGGAGUUUAUGCAAAAGGGUAUACUGAAGCUCAAGAAUCUCCUUGAUGAAGGGCAUCCUGAGACUGAGUUCAGCUCAGAAGAAUUCUUUAUGCUCUACACUACUAUUUACAAUAUGUGUACUCAAAAGCCUCCGCAUGAUUACUCCCAGCAACUGUAUGACAAGUAUAGAGAAGCUUUUGAAGAGUAUAUCAUGUCAACGGUAUUGCCAUCUUUAAGAGAGAAGCAUGACGAGUUUAUGUUGAGAGAGCUUGUCAAAAGGUGGGGGAAUCAUAAGGUUAUGGUCAGAUGGCUUUCUCGUUUCUUCUAUUAUCUAGAUCGCUACUUCAUUGUAAGGAGAUCACUGCCACCCCUUAAUGAAGUUGGCCUGACCUGCUUCCGUGAACUGGUAUAUCAAGAGUUAAAGGUCAAAGUAAGUGAUGCCGUGAUCUCAUUGAUUGAUAAAGAACGUGAAGGCGAGCAAAUUGAUCGAGCUUUAUUGAAGAAUAUACUGGAUAUAUUCGUGGUGAUUGGCAUGGGACAAAUGGAUUAUUACGAAAAUGAUUUUGAAGCAGCUUUGCUGAAAGAUAGUGCUGCUUAUUAUUCCCGUAAAGCUUCAAGUUGGAUUUCAGAGGACUUCUGUCCUGAUUAUUUGUUGAAGGCGGAGGAGUGCUUAAAACAAGAGAAAGAUAGGAUUUCUCAUUACUUGCAUUCUAGCAGUGGACCCAAGCUACUAAAGAAAGUUCAACAUGAAUUGUGGUCUGUAUAUGAAAGCCAACUAUUUGAAAAAGAGCAUUCGGGAUAUCAUGCAUUACUCACAGGUGAUAAGGUUGAAAAUUUGUCAAGGAUGGUCAGGGUUUUCUCGAAAGUAGAAACAUUUUUGGAUCCGCUUGCUAACGUAUUCAAGCAGCAUGUCACUGCCGAGGGCACUGCCUUGGUCAAACAAGCAGAAGAUGAAGCUGACAGCAGGAAGGCCAAUAAGAAGGAUGUAGGCUUGCAGCAACAGGUUUUCAUGAGGAAAUUGAUUGAGCUGCAUGAUAAGUAUAUGGCAUAUGUGAAUGGACAUUUCCAGAACCACAUCCUUCUCCAUAAGGCAUUUAAGGAGGCUUUUGAGGCCCUUUGCAACAAGGGUGUCAGCGGAAGCUCAAUUGCAGAGCUAUUGGCUACUUUUUGUGACAAUAUACUUAAGAAGGGAAGUAGUGAAAAAUUGGGUGAUGAAACCACUGAAGAAAUGCUUGAAAAGGUAGUAAAGCUGCUCUCAUAUAUCAGUGACAAGGAUCUUUUUUCUGAGUUCUAUAGGAAGAAGCUUGCCAGACGACUUCUCUUUGAUAAGAGCGCCAAUGAUGACCAUGAGAGAAGUAUGCUGAUGAAAUUAAAGCAGCAAUACAGUGGUCAGUUGACAUCAAAGAUGGAAGGGAUGGUUACAGAUUUGACGUUAGCCAAGGAAAACCAGACUAGUUUUGAAGAGUAUCUCAGUAAUAAUCCAAAUGCAAAUCCUGGCAUUGAGUUGACAGUCACGGUUCUGACUGCUGGUUUUUGGCCAAGUUACAGGUCCUUUGAUUUGAACCUUCCAGCAGAAAUGGUAAAGUGUGUCAAAGUUUUCAGGGAAUUCUACCAGACCAAAACAAAGCAUCGAAAGUUAACAUGGAUUUAUUCAUUAGGGACUUGUAACAUUAUUGGUAAUUUUGAGCCAAGAUCCACAGAGCUGAUAGUGACGACAUCUCAGGCCUCAGCUCUGUUGUUAUUCAACUCUUCUGAUAGACUGAGUUACUCAGAGAUAAUGACCCAAUUGAAUUUGACUGAUGAUGAUGUUGUGAGGCUUCUCCACUCCUUAUCAAGUGCCAAGUACCAGAUCCUUAACAAAGAACCAAAUACAAAGAGCAUUGCUCCUACUGAUCACUUUGAGUUCAACUCCAAGUUCACUGGCAAAAUGCAGAGGAUCAGGAUUCCUCUUCCUCCUAUGGAUGAGAAGAAGAAAGUGAUAGGAGAUGUUGAUAGGGAUCGGAGAUACGCAAUCGAUGCCUCAAUUGUGCGUAUCAUGAAGAGUCGAAAAGUUUUGGAUCAUCAGCAGCUGGUCAUGGAGUGUGUCAAGCAGUUGGGUCCCAUGUUUAAGCCUGAUCUCAAGGCAAUCAAGAAAAGGAUUGAGGACUUGAUCAGUCGAGACUAUUUGGAGAGAGGCAAGGACAACCCCAAUUUGCUCAGGUAUCUGGCAUGAUAUUUUCUGGAUGAUCGUCCAGAUUGAGUGACUUCUCUUACAAUGGCGUGGGAACAAGUUCGAGAUCCCAUUGGUGGCGGUGCUGAAAACAGUGUAAUUGCGUCUCUCCUCUGUGCUGGGAAGUUAAGACCUCAGAAUGCUUGUACAUUUUGUCUACACAACUGAGCGGGAGUAGCUAGAGUUUGUGUUUUUGCCAUGUUGGUGAAAAUUCUGAAAAAUUUGAAGGGAUGAGUAUAUGAGAAGUGCUAAAAAAUUUCGAGAAAAUACCAUUGAGUAAUAAAAUUUUGAAAAGUACAAUCAAGCCAAACUUAUUAAAGUGGCGUGUUCAAUCAA
Eucalyptus grandis is the source of this 2904-nucleotide messenger RNA. RefSeq names its product cullin-1. NCBI's taxonomy places the organism in Eukaryota, Viridiplantae, Streptophyta, Magnoliopsida, Myrtales, Myrtaceae. The record is from RefSeq and is a predicted model, not a curated record. Gene Ontology annotation, molecular function: ubiquitin protein ligase binding. The transcript has 20 exons. Bases 337 to 2571 code for a protein of 744 amino acids. Gene Ontology annotation, cellular component: cullin-RING ubiquitin ligase complex. Gene Ontology annotation, biological process: protein ubiquitination; ubiquitin-dependent protein catabolic process.